AAAAGAAGGUAGCAUUCACUUUGGAUCUAAGGAAGCGAUCUCCAGAGAAGGCACAGCUCCAACGGGAAGCCAGCGAGUAAAAUUUAGUUCUGCUAUUUCAUCAAAGCACGUGUGUGGAUUCUAACACUUUAGAGACCCUGCACAGAUCUGGAUCCCCUGUGAACAAUGGAGACAGCGCUAGCAAAAAGAUCACAACAAAGGCAAGUUGUUUUUCUUACUAUGCUGUUGCUUUUGUGUGUGUCUGGUUCAGAGGCGAUUAAAUAUUCCAUGCCAGAAGAAACAGAGAGUGGCUACUUGGUGGCUAACCUGGCACAAGAUCUGGGGAUCAGGGUUGGGGAACUGGCAGCUAGAGAGGCACGAGUCCAUCACAGAGGAAUCAAAGACCUCUUGCAGCUGGAUGCAGAGACAGGAAAUCUGUUCUUGAAGGAAAAAUUAGACCGUGAGGUGCUGUGCGGGGCGACAGAACCCUGUGUGCUGCACUUCCAGAUCAUACUGAAAAACCCUGUGCAGUUCUUUCAAACUGAACUGCAGCUCACAGAUAUAAAUGACCACUCUCCGGAGUUCCCUGACAUGGAAAUGCUCCUAACAAUCCCUGAGAGCGCCCAGCCAGGGACUGUGUUUCCUCUGAAGGCAGCUCAGGACCCUGACAUAGGGAGCAACGCUGUUCAGAACUAUACAGUCAGUCCCAACCUCCAUUUCCAUGUCAUUACUCUCAGUCGCUCAGAUGGCAGGAAAUACCCAGAGCUGGUGCUGGACAGAGCCCUGGACAGGGAGGAGCAGCCUGAGCUCACUUUAAUCCUCAUGGCUCUGGAUGGGGGAGCUCCACGAAGGUCUGGGAUGACCACAGUUCAUAUUGAAAUCAUGGACAUCAAUGACAAUGCUCCCCAGUUUGUACAAUCGCUCUAUGAGGUGCAGGUUCCUGAGAAUUUCCCCCUUGAUGCCUUAGUUGUCACAGUCUCUGCCAGGGAUUUAGAUGCUGGGAUAUAUGGCAAUAUAGCCUACUCUCUGUUUCAAGGUGAUGGAGACUCCCAACCAUUUGUAAUAAAUGAAAUCACAGGAGAAAUCCGUCUAAGCAAAAAGUUGGAUUUUGAAGUAACUCCAUACUAUAAUGUGGAAAUCGCAGCUGCGGAUGGAGGGGGACUUUCAGGAAAAUGCACUGUAGCUGUUCAGGUGUUGGAUGUGAAUGAUAAUGCUCCAGAGUUGACGAUCUCUACGCUCUCAAGCCCUAUCCCCGAAAACUCCCCAGAGACUGUCGUUGCUGUGUUUGGUGUUUUUGACCCGGAUUCUGGGGACAAUGGGAGGAUGGUGUGCUCUAUUCAGAACGAACUUCCAUUUCUUUUAAAGUCCACAUUUGAGAACUAUUAUACUUUAGCGACAGAGAGGCCACUGGAUAGAGAGAGUAUCGCUGAGUACAACAUCACCAUCACUGUCUCAGACAUGGGCACACCCAGGCUCGCAACCCAGCACACUAUAAAAGUGCAGGUGUCUGACAUCAACGACAACGCCCCCGCCUUCACGCAAACCUCCUACACCCUGUUUGUCCACGAGAACAACAGCCCCGCCCUGCACAUAGGCACCAUCAGUGCCACAGACUCAGACUCAGGCUCUAAUGCCCACAUCACCUACUCGCUGCUGCCGUCCCAGGACCCUCAGCUGGCCCUCUCCUCGCUCAUCUCCAUCAACGCUGACAACGGGCAGCUGUUUGCGCUCAGGGCAUUGGAUUAUGAGGCCCUGCAGGCCUUCGAGUUCCGCGUGGGCGCCACAGAUGGAGGUUCGCCCGCGCUCAGCAGCCAGACUCUGGUGCGCGUGGUGGUGCUGGAUGACAAUGACAAUGCGCCCUUCGUGCUCUACCCACUGCAGAACGCUUCUGCGCCCUACACUGAGCUGCUGCCCAGGGCGGCGGAGCCUGGAUACCUGGUCACCAAGGUGGUGGCAGUGGACCGCGACUCUGGCCAGAAUGCCUGGCUGUCAUUUCAGCUGCUCAAGGCUACGGAGCCUGGGUUGUUCAGCGUGUGGGCGCACAAUGGCGAGGUGCGCACCACCAGGCUGCUGAGUGAGCGAGAUGCACCCAAACACAGGCUGCUGUUGCUGGUCAAGGACAAUGGAGAGCCUCUGCGCUCUGCCAGCGUCACAAUGCACGUGCUAGUGGUGGAUGGCUUCUCUCAGCCCUACCUGCCCCUGCCAGAGGUGGCGCUGGAUCCUACACGGGAAGAAGAUAAUCUCACGCUGUAUCUUGUCAUCUCUUUGGCAUCUGUGUCUUCUCUCUUCCUCUUGUCCGUGCUACUGUUCGUGGGGGUGAGGCUGUGCAGGAGGGCCAGGGAGGCCUCUCUGGGAGGCUGCUCUGUGCCUGAGGGACACUUUCCUGGCCACCUGGUGGACGUCAGCGGGGCAGGGACCCUGUCCCAGAGCUACCAGUAUGAGGUGUGUCUGAGCGGAGACUCUGGGAUUACAGAUUUUAAGUUCCUGAAGCCCAGCAUUCCCAACAGUCUGAUUCCAGACAAUUACAUGUUGAAUAGUUAAAAUUACGGAAAAUUCUUAGUAAUCAUCAGGAGAAGGAUAAGUCGGAGUAGCUUGGA
This is a messenger RNA of Mus caroli (Ryukyu mouse), 2576 nucleotides long. RefSeq names its product protocadherin beta-8-like. Gene Ontology annotation, biological process: homophilic cell-cell adhesion. Gene Ontology annotation, molecular function: calcium ion binding. The record is from RefSeq and is a predicted model, not a curated record. NCBI's taxonomy places the organism in Eukaryota, Metazoa, Chordata, Mammalia, Rodentia, Muridae. Gene Ontology annotation, cellular component: plasma membrane.